Messenger RNA from Rhododendron vialii, 1035 nucleotides. RefSeq names its product thioredoxin H9. The record is from RefSeq and is a predicted model, not a curated record. NCBI's taxonomy places the organism in Eukaryota, Viridiplantae, Streptophyta, Magnoliopsida, Ericales, Ericaceae. Bases 291 to 791 code for a protein of 166 amino acids. The transcript is spliced from 6 exons.
ACCGCCUUCUAGUGCAAAAAUGACCAAAACGGCCUUGCCAAUCUGGGAAGCAUCGAAUCAAUCGAAUACUCAAGCCGACAGUACGCAUCUGUGGAACUCGUCGUCGUCAUUCUCAGGCUAAAGGGGUUGAACUAAUCCAUUUUUUAGGGCUUUGAUACGAAUCGCCAACCUCUUACGCCGGAGUGGCCGACUUAAACGAUCCCCCACAGGUUCGAUUUCAAGGUUUUAAGAGAAGAACGAUACACUUUGAGCGUGCGUAUGAAUUGACAAACAUAUAUUUGUUGUGGGAAAUGAUGUGUGUAUGCAAUCCAGUGGUUUGGACUAAGGAUCUGCAGCUAGGGUUUAGCAUAUCAAGCUCUCUCCAAACAUUCAAGAUGGGUUUCUGCUUCUCUAAGCCUCAAAACGACGACGACUCUGAGCAUCAUGUCGAGUUUGCUGGUGGAAAUGUGCACCUCAUCACAACGAAAGAAAGCUGGGAUGAGAAGGUGUCACAAGCAAGGAAGGAUGGCAAGACGGUGGUUGCAAACUUCAGUGCAUCAUGGUGUGGUCCCUGCAGAAUGAUUGCGCCCUUAUAUUGCGAGCUUUCUGAGAAAUACCCUUCUCUGAUGUUCCUAACUGUUGAUGUUGACGAACUUACUGAUUUCAGCACAUCAUGGGAUAUCAAAGCCACUCCAACCUUCUUCUUCCUAAGAGAUGGCCAGCAAGUCGACAAACUAGUUGGAGCCAACAAACCGGAGCUACAGAAGAAGAUCACUGCAAUUGUGGAUUCAGUGAACCCAUUUCAUGCAUAGUUGUUGCAUGUUUCCCAUCGCAUUUAUGAGUGGUUAGGGCACUGCCAAUUCUCUCUACUUGGUGUGAUUCUCGUGUGAUUGGUAUAUAUCUUUUGCCUUUGCAAGUUAAGUGUCCUGUGUUUUUGAUAAUUACAUUAGCUUAAACCCGUGUAUCUUUGUCAAUAAUUGUUUGAGAAAUUGGUGAUUGUCCUGAAUGUGGAGAGGUUUUUGUUUAUGUGGAGUUAAUUCAAUGUCUUUUCUUUCU